GAACGUUCCCAUUGGCUCCAUAAUUACCUAUGGAUUAUGGCAGGAAAAGUGAAAUGGGUCACUGAUAUAGAGAAGUCAGUGCUGAUAAGUAACUCUGAAAAGAGAGGAUGGGCCCAAGUGACAGAAAACGAGGACUGGAAUUUUUACUGGAAGAGCAAGCAAACCAUCCACAAUGUUUUUAGUGUCAAAACCGGCUACCGGCUCUCAGCUGAUCAAAUAGUCAACCAUUUCCCGAACUACUAGGAACUGAUGCAGAAGGGUCUGAUGGUGAAAAAAAUCAAGAGAUACAGGAAAGAGCUGGAGAAGAAAGGGAGGAGUCCUUUAGCAGAGAAGGACGAAAGUGGGAAACACCUCUACCUGGACUUCGUCCCUGUCACCUACAUGCUGCCCGCCGACUACAACCUGUUCGUGGAGUUCAGGAAAAGCCCCUCCAGCACCUGGAUCAUGAAACCUUGUGGCAAAGCUCAGGGAAAGGGCAUCUUUCUGAUCAACAAGCUCUCGCAAAUCAAAAGGUGGUCCUGGGACAGCAAAACAUCUUCGUUCAUGACUCAGUCUACCAAGGAAGCCUACGUGAUCUCUCUGUACAUUAACAACCCGUUACUAAUAGGCAGCAGGAAGUUUGACCUGCGCUUGUAUGUUCUGGUGUCUACGUACCGCCCACUGCGCUACUACAUGCAUAAACUUGGAUUCUGCUGCUUUUGCACAGUAAAAUACACCCAGAGUACCAGCGAGCUGGAUAACAUGUUUGUUCAUAUCACCAACGUUGCCAUUCAGAAACAUGGGGAGGACUACGACCACAUCCACAGGGGCACGUGGACCGUCAACAACCUGCGGCUCUACCUGGAGAGCACCCGAGGCAAGGAGGUGACCAGCAAGCUGUUCAAUGAAAUCCACUGGAUCUUCAUGCAGUCUCUGAAGGCCAGGGCACCCAUAAUGAACAACAACAAACACUGCUUUGAGUGCUACGGCUACGACAUCAUCAUCGACAAGCUGAAGCCCCGGCUGAUCGAGGUGAACGCGUCCCCAUUCCUCACCUCCAGCACUGCCAAGGAUCAAAUCCUUAAGUAUAACCUGAUUAAUGGCACCCUUAACAUCGCGGUCCCUAACUUUGAAAUUCCAGACUGUAAAUGAAACAAGUCACCCCCAAAGGAAGUCCUUGGCAAUUAUGAAAUUCUAUAUGACAAGGAGCUGGCACAGGGCGACAAGGCUGACCAAGGGCUGAGAAGUCCACCAGGCCAGUUGCUGGGGCCCAGAGGGGGCCGAUCGAGAGACUCCAAGAGGACCGUCCUCACAACCUGGAAGUGA
Messenger RNA from Kogia breviceps (pygmy sperm whale), 1305 nucleotides. RefSeq names its product polyglutamylase complex subunit TTLL1-like. NCBI's taxonomy places the organism in Eukaryota, Metazoa, Chordata, Mammalia, Artiodactyla, Physeteridae. The record is from RefSeq and is a predicted model, not a curated record. Gene Ontology annotation, biological process: microtubule cytoskeleton organization; protein polyglutamylation. Gene Ontology annotation, cellular component: cilium. Gene Ontology annotation, molecular function: tubulin binding; tubulin-glutamic acid ligase activity.